This is a messenger RNA of Laccaria bicolor S238N-H82, 1917 nucleotides long. RefSeq lists its product as uncharacterized. The record is from RefSeq and is a predicted model, not a curated record. Bases 1 to 1917 code for a protein of 638 amino acids. Lineage: Eukaryota; Fungi; Basidiomycota; Agaricomycetes; Agaricales; Hydnangiaceae. The transcript has 7 exons.
AUGUGUCCUUUCCUUGAAAAGAACCUGAUCAAAGUUGUCGUCCGGUUUCUGAUCACCCGAUGGACGUUACGUAAUCAUUGUUGUUUUUCACAUCGUGCUCGCUUCCCUCCUGCCAUCAGUCUUCCUUCCCUUGCAGACAGACCUCCGCCUUUGCCCGCGGAUCCAACACUCUUUUUAUUCUUAUAUCACGACGACGACGAAGAAGAAAUGGCGUCGCCGUCGCCUGUUACCUCUACACCCGCAACCACCACGUCUUCCACCACCACCACUUCCGCCACCUCCGUGACCACUAGCACAAGCGUCUCCGACACCAGUUCAAAGUCUACAUCAGUGACUAGCACCACAUCCGCGGCACCCACGUCGGUAGCGACCCAGACUACGACUGCGCCCCCGACGAAUACGAGGGUGACGACGGAUCGAUCGGGGGGUGUCGUUACGCUUACUUCGUUCCUUACGACGUCGGCUACUAGUGGGGCACCGACGAGUUCGAGCGCUGCGUCGACUAAUACUGGCCCACUCAUGGUCGUCGUCGUCGUAACGGCCUCCUCGUCAUUCGCAUUGUUUGCUCAGCUUCGCAUCGUUGCGACCCUCUUUUUCGUUUGCCUGUUCAUUAUGACUAAUGCUGUCAAUCUUAUUCCUUUCAACCCUUCUUUGGGGUGCCCCAUGCCCUUUAUUCCUCCUUGCUCGUUUCAUUUGCAGCCUCAGUCAAAGAGAUUCUUCCACAACACCGCCGCCGUAGCAGGCACAUUCUCCGUCGUCGGCGUCGUCGCACUAGGCAUCUUCAUCGCCCUCUUCACCAACGCCAUCCGACGUCGCCGAGCCCAAAAAUUCGACCGCGAAAUCGCCGAAGCAGCAGCUGAAGCCGCUCGUCAGCCCGCCCCUAUCUUUUUGGACGACGACGACGAGGGCGAUACGUACAAGGGCUAUCGCGGGGGCGGGGGAGGAGGGUACGGUGGUGGUGCGUCUGGGGGGUAUAAUAGCGGGAGUUCGGGGUAUCAUGGUGGUGGAACUAUGCAAGACCGGCAGUUCUCGGACGUUUCGUCGCAUGGGACGUAUGGCCAACCUCCGAUGUCGCAUGAGGCGUAUGGGAUGCAUGAGAUGGGGCAUGGUGGUGUUGGUCCCGGAGAGAUAUUUGUUGAUCCUUAUAUCGCUGGGGCGGGUGCGGGUGCGGCGGGUAUUGGCGUAGCGAGGGCUAGGAGCACGAAGGACGUUGCGGGUGGUGGGUACGCGCAGGCUUUGAAUGAUGGUGCGAGCCCUUACCCUGCUAUGGCUGCUCCGUCUUCUACCGGUGGUCCACCACCAUCCCAACAAUCGAUGCCUAUGCUUAUGGGGUAUGGAGGGAGUAGGAGUCCCGAGUAUGGAUUUGGGAGUCGGAGUCCCGAGUAUGAGCUUUUGGAGGCUGCUGGGAUGGGUGGUGGUGUGGCUAGGUCGCAGUCUCAACAACAACAGCAGCAGCAGCAGCAGCAACAACAACAAAGGCAGUAUCAUUAUCACCGUAAUCAACAACAACAACAGCCGCAGCAGCAGGGUUUGGGAAGGUCGGGGACGUCUGGAUCGCAGUAUUAUUCGGGUCCGCCUGCAGCUGCGGGGGAGUAUUACCCUCCUCCUCCCGGUAACCCCCCAGGACAAGGCCAGCAGGGGUACGCAGGAGGGUUCGUGCAGCCCCCUCAUUCUUCUUCCCAACAGCCACAACAGCCGCCGCCUUCGCAUCAAGAAGAGGAAGGCGAUAUGGAUGAUGCGUAUGGGGGCAUGGGGUAUGAAGAUGACGGGGAUCAGCAGCAACAGGUUGAGAGCCAAGGAGGGACAUUGCCUAACCCUUUUGAUGCUCCGCAUAGUCACAGUGUUGAGAGUGAUUAUGAUGAUGAUGAGGAGGAGGAAGAGGGGAGGAGGAGGGUGUUGAAGGCUCCGAAUGAGUGA